CAGUGACUUCCGGGAGGCGCUGGCCACGCCCCUGUUCAUCGGCAAUGUGUUGGUGCCCGUACUGGGGCUCACGUGGUGGGUUCGGAAGGGCUCACGGCUCAAUCGCCUCGCGGACCAGGUACACGAGCUCAUCGAGGGCAUGGUGCGCCAGAGGCAGAAGAGAGUACUCCGCGCCGUGAUCAAGAUGAUCAACGUUGGUACUCUCGUGGAGGUGGCGUUGUGGAAGACAGUGUGCGUGCUCACCUCCACCGCGCUGGACCACGGGAUGCUCUGCACCACCUCCAAGGCAAUACUCCUCGACGGCCUGCAGCGGCGGGGCAUCCGCCUGCGGGGCCAGCGGGAGGUCACGCAGAUCAUCCUGAGCUGCGAGGGCAUGGAGCUCACAGCCCUCAAGAACUUGCUCGACGGCAGCGGCACUAUCAGAACCUCUACAAGCUCAUCUACCACGACAUCUCGAACAGGCAGUACCAGGACGAGAUCCUGAACCACCUGAAGAAGCAGGCGGUUCAGGUGCGGAGUGUGCUCGGCGGAGCCGCCGGCGCGAAGAUCCUAAGCGACGUGGACGACACGCUGUACUGCAGCGGGGGAAAGUUCCCCGCCGGCUGCGACAGGCGCUUCCCGCGUGGGGCCAUCUACCCGGGUUUCUUGCGGCUGCUCCGGGUCCUGGACAGCGGGUACGACCCCGAGGCCCCGUGCUGCAACGUGGUGUUCCUCUCCGCGAGGCCCCACAUCUACAAGGAUUUGGCCGAGGACCACACGUACGACCUGUUUCGGCGGCUCAAGCGGGAGGGGCGCAUACACACGUUCCCCACGUUGCUGCCAGGCCGCAUAUGGGAGGGGCUCUGGGCGUUGGGCUGCUUUGCGUUCAUGAAGACCCUUGCUUGGAAGCCCGUGGGCGAUCGGAAGUCCAGAACAUUUGUGAACUUCAAGAGGCUUUAUCGCGAGUACGACUUUAUAUACGGCUGCCUGCGGCAAACAUUGCCACCGUGCCAGCGCGGCAGUGCAUCGGCGCUGCUUGAAGUAGGUUUUCUUCAAGGCCCGCUCAAGUUCAGACAGGGCGCUGAACUGAAGCGGACCUUGAACACC
Prorocentrum cordatum is the source of this 1086-nucleotide messenger RNA. The record is from the annotation of a GenBank genome assembly. Lineage: Eukaryota; Dinophyceae; Prorocentrales; Prorocentraceae.